Messenger RNA from Annulohypoxylon maeteangense, 3185 nucleotides. RefSeq lists its product as uncharacterized. The transcript has 2 exons. Bases 1 to 3126 code for a protein of 1041 amino acids. The record is from RefSeq and is a predicted model, not a curated record. Lineage: Eukaryota; Fungi; Ascomycota; Sordariomycetes; Xylariales; Hypoxylaceae.
AUGGAUCCUAUCACAGCUUUCGCUACGGCAGGUACCGUGGCUACUUUUAUUGAGAUGGGCUAUCAUCUCGUUGUUAAUACAUAUACAAUCUACAAUACUGCAUCAGGCAUGGCCAAAGAAGAUGAGCAGCUUGGAUUCUUCGUCGAGAAACUAGGAAAGCUUUCCGAAUCGAUGAUCUCAACGAACUCCACCCUCGAUCUUAGCGAUGCUGAACGAGGGAUGAAGAGCGUUGCAGCCAAGUGUGUCAAUCUUUCAAAUAGACUGGUCGAGAUUCUCAAUCGGUCGAGAACCAAAGAUCCGCACUCGCUUGGGCAAAGUGCCAUUGCUGCCUUCCAUAGCCUUCUGAAUAAGACAAAAAAGGAAGAGCUAAAGAAAGAUUCAAAUACGGUCCAGGGUCUAAAGAACCUUGACGAACUCAUCAAGUCUGGCCAACAUAUUGAAAGCGAAAUAACAACUCUCCGCCAGCACAUUCUUGAACUAGAGAAAGGAGUCACCGUGACCGACAUCGGAGAAGAGGCCGCGAACAAACUUGCUGGCCUCUUAAGACUAUCUAGCGAUUCCGUGACAUUGAUUAGGAGUCAUAAAAUCCUCGAAGCCCUUUCCUUUUCAAAGUUGCAUCAAAGGUACGAGAACGUCGGAAAGGCAUACUCGGACACAUUCAACUGGAUCUUCCAAGAUGACCCCGACAGAAGCCCAAAAGCUCUACAAGGAAAGAUUCUCUUCACAAAUUGGUUGAGUUCCGGAAAGGGGGCUUUCCACAUCGCCGGCAAGCCAGGGUCAGGAAAGUCAUUUCUCAUGAAAUUUAUAUAUAAACAUGAGAAAACAAAGGAUUUAUUGCAUUCUUGGGCGGCUGGCCGCAAACUAGUACUAGGCAAACAUUUCUUCUGGCGACCCGGCGAAGAUACUCUAGAGCACUCAAUUACCGGAUUGCUCCGGACACUACUUUGCGAUGUUCUUGAGAAAUGUCCUGAACUCGUUCCUCACACCUUCCCCAACCAAUGGGCUGAGAUUAGGGGCCUUUCACAUCCAGAUGUAGUGAACAUCCGCCUUUCCCGCGAUGAUGUUUAUAGUGCUUUUGAUCGACUAAUAGUCAACCGCGAUCUUUUUGAACGCCGAUGUUUCUUCUUCAUGGUCGAUGGCCUUGAUGAAUUUCGAGAAACUUGCAACGAAGGUUACAAGGAACUCAUCAGAUUACUCUCAAGUUGGAUCACAAAAGCACCGGAACAAAUCAAGCUCUGUAUAUCGAGCCGGGAACACGCUGUUUUUCUAGACUAUUUCUCAGAGACCCAGGGCCUGAGGUUGCAAGACCUAACUGCAGAAGAUAUAUACAAAUAUGUGAAAGAAAAGCUUGAGUCUAAUCCGAACUUUCUAGAAAUGGACAAGCCGGAAAACGGUGCAAGUCAUUUAAUCUCCGAGAUUGUGCAAAAAGCUGAUGGUGUCUUUUUAUGGGUCGCCUUGGUGGUGAAAUUGGUGGAUGACGCUUGCGACGAAGAAGAUAGCUUCCAGGAUCUCCAAAGAAAAAUCGACUUCCUCCCACCCGAAAUUAGGGAUCUAUUUGACCAAUUAUUCAGCUCUAUUCAUGAAUCAGUUCGGGAUGAAUCGGCUCAAACAUUUGCCAUUGCGCUUAAACUCCUUAAUAAUCGACGAGGCAUGCGACUAUCCCUACUACGAUACUCCCUCUUGGAUGACUACAACGCCGAUCCCCUUUUUGCCUCAAGCCUCGACUCUCCGGACCUGAAGUUCCUAGAUUGGAAUGACGAGGCAAUGAGAAAACGACUAAAAAGGGCCCGUAAGCAGUUAUAUAAACGAUGUAAAGGUCUUCUAGAAGUUAUCGAGUCAGACAUUGAUCCUUUGUCUCAACAAACGGAACUUGAUACAUAUAGCUUAAAAGGCACACCCCUGUCACAACGCAUCUCACUCAUUCACCGGUCUAUCCAGGAGUACCUUGAGGAAAAACAGAUUUCGAAGGAGCGCGCAGACAGAACCGAGAACUUCGAUGUUGUCGACGCCAUUUGCAAAACUUACGCAGUCGAAGUAGCCGCCCUCAAUCUCAAUCAACCACACUGUGAUGAUACGUGCUACUACUUUGAGCUAUUUGAUACCAUCCAUCUACUUUCACAGGCUGACGUAGAUUCUGUACAGCAAGGAUGGAUCACUACCCUUCAAUCUUUGGACAAAGCAAGAAGCCGACAUUUCGCCCCAACCAAGUAUAAUUUGUCCUUUUCCAGAGGGUAUACUGAGAUGUCGGUCCUACGGGCCGGUCGUACGUUCUCUGUUUCCCAUCUCGCGGCGAGGUGUGGAUUUCACACAUUCUUCACAACGUGGGACACUCCCUGUGCCUCUGCCAUAGGCGAGGACAUUAAAAAUGGCAGCCUUGCCUUAUUAACUGCGUCCGGGUUGACGCGUCAGAUUCCGAACUCAAAUGCUGGAGGCUACGUGCCGAUCCUCCGUUGGUUAUUCGACCACGGAUGCUCCCCAAACCAAGCCAUUCUCGGGCUUCAAGGUAGUAGUCCAUGGUGGGCAUUUCUCGACGCGAUGUUUUUCCAUCAUAAAGUAGACGUGUUACUAUCUAAUGCAAUCGAGCUAUUUCUGGAGUACGGUGCAAAUCCCGAUUUCUCAUUUAUUGUCCAAGAAAAUGAUGACAAGGUCGAAGAUAUAGCAACUAUACCGCCGGCAGCUGUAGGAACUUCCACGGUAAAUUCAACCUUCGUAUUUAUUCGUGGAGUUAUUACCGGGCAUUCGAAAUAUUUGACGUUCGUAUCUUCGAAAGGCGGACGCGUGACUCUACGGGAAUUGAUUGAGCAUAUUGAUCCACCGAACGUGGAGAAAAUUCUUGCUCUCAUUGAUAGAAAUAUGACUGCUCAAAGUCUCGACUCUCAAAACCCGGUUCAAGUCGAAGAAACCCUUCGUAAUCUACCUGUUCCCGAGCAAGCAGCAGAUAUACAAUUGUUGGCAGACGAGCAAGUAGAAAUAGGACAUGAAGUGGUCUCAAAACUAGGUGAUGAUAAUACAGAGGUCGUCACCACGAAACACGCGGAGGCUAAGAUGACCAUCCCUUUUAAGCAGAUAAUAACCAGCCCUAUAUCGACGUUCAUUCUUGGUAAGCGGGGCGUCGCCUACUUUUAAUGUGUAAUAUGUUCCUUCAACAACUAACUUUUUCUAGGAAUAUUUAUAUCGUACUUGUU